CGAGCUACAGUGAGGAUCGAUCGGACCAACAUGCAGCACACGGCACGUGACAGCAUACUAUCUCUGUGAUUACAUUGCUUUGUGACUACAACUUUGUUUGCACUAUGGACAAACUUCUACCACUCUUGCUUUUUACGUCUUCCUGUGCAGCAACUGCUGAACAAGCUCACCCGUACGAAGAACCACUAAAUAAAAAUAGAGCAGUUCCUGAAGUUGAACCAGAAUUUACCGAACCCAUUUCCAACGUAACAGUUCCUCUAGGACGUGAUGCCCAACUGCCAUGUGUUGUAGAUAACUUAGGAUCAUAUAGGGCAGCAUGGAUUAAAGUGGAGAGUAAAGCAAUUUUGACAAUCCACCACCACAUCAUUACUCGGAAUUAUCGUAUAAGCUUGAGUCAUAGUGAUAACAGAAACUUUAUCCUGCAUAUACGCAACGUUCAGAUGACUGAUCGUGGUGCCUAUAUGUGCCAAUUGAAUACCGUACCUAUGAAGAGCCAAGUUGGAUAUUUAGACGUGUUAGUACCACCAGAUAUUAUUGUGGCUGAAAGUAGUUCAGAUGUCAUAGCCAGAGAAGGUACAAACGUAUCUUUAUCGUGUAAAGCUAAAGGAUAUCCAGCACCGAAUAUUUCUUGGAGAAGAGAAGAUAAUGAGGCCAUUCCUCUAGGAAUGCGACAAGGUAAAAAAUUGUUAGCUACUACUUACGAAGGAGAGCAGCUGAACAUAACUCGAGUUAGUAGACUACAUAUGGGAGCUUAUCUUUGCAUCGCAUCUAAUGGAGUACCCCCUUCUGUUAGCAGGAGAAUAAUAUUACACGUUCAUUUUCCUCCAGUUAUGUGGAUACCAAACCAGCUGGUUGGUGCAGCAAUGGGAAAAGAUGUUACCUUAGACUGUCACACGGAAGCUUAUCCUGUGUCCAUCAAUUAUUGGGCCAAAGAUGGAGGAGAUAUGAUUAUACCUAACGAAAAAUUCGAAACAGCAAUUAAAGAUAAAACUUACAAGAUACACAUGAAAUUGACGGUGAAGACAUUAGAAGAAGAAGAUUUCGGUACUUACAAAUGUUUCGCUGAGAAUUCACUCGGAUCUACGGAAGGAUCAAUACGGAUGUAUGAAAUACCACCACCAACGGAAGAACCAACGAAACAAACCAUACCAAAUAUACGAGUCACUCCAGAAGAUUUGACAGCAUUUCCUAGACAUCAAAGUUUUGGAUCUGUGAAAGAUUCAGAAAGUGAAAGUACUGAAGUCAAAAAUUCACUUUCUAUACCUACAGACGGAAAAUAUCGAUCAUCAGAAGAUGCUUCUGCUCUUGAGGACAGAGUCCCCUUACCAGAAAAGUCAAGAAAAGGACAACGAGGACAACAACAUAGUAAAAGUACAAGUCCAUGUCCUGUCGCAUCGAGUUAUUUGAAAUUUGUGGUUUUACUAAUGUUGCAAGCUUCAGAUUACCUUAUCACCUAACAAACCCUAUAGAAUCGUAGGGUUAUUAGAGACUAAUGGUGAGAACUGUCCCAGCUAUUGUGAAAUGCAUACAAUCUAACGCAAAAAAAGGGAUCAACCUACUAUAGGACUCGACGUUAUUGACGUAUGUGUUCCUAUGCGAGGCCAUCAUUCGUGAUAGAAGAAUUCUGUUGUAUCCAGAAAACAUUCACAAUGACGUUAAGAAUGUUGUUUAUAUACCAUUCUAGCGGAUGUCUUCGGAAUGUUAAGUUGGGAUUUACUUUUAUGUCGACAGACUUUGGAGUUCAAAAUGUUACCAACUUUACGAAAAUAAGAUGGGCUUUUAUGUAAAUCUGAAAACCGACUCUGAAUCAAACAAGAAAACAUUUCAUUCCCCCAAAGAAAAAUAACUAUUAUAAUGAAAAUAAAUUGGUUUAUGUACUGAGCUCUG
Messenger RNA from Centruroides sculpturatus (bark scorpion), 1887 nucleotides. Its product is annotated as lachesin-like. The record is from RefSeq and is a predicted model, not a curated record. Bases 105 to 1457 code for a protein of 450 amino acids. The transcript is spliced from 11 exons. Gene Ontology annotation, cellular component: neuron projection. NCBI's taxonomy places the organism in Eukaryota, Metazoa, Arthropoda, Arachnida, Scorpiones, Buthidae.